UGGGAGGGGCGGGGCCAGCUGGCGCUGCAGCCUGACGCUGAGCAGAGCGGACAGAGACGGAGCUGCGCUCGUCCUGGAGGGAGACUCGUCUGCGCCCUGAGGAUUUUUCACAGGACUUCACGGACUCGAGCUGUGGAUUCCCGCCGUGGCUCGCGCGGCGACGCACGUGCGCAGCAAAGCCAAGGAUUACCCGGAGCGCAGAGACAAAGAGCCGCUCGCUGAGGCACCUGGAACUCCUGCGAUCGGCGGCCCCCCCUCGCCAUGGGGAAGGACGGACUCGCCCGCGCGGCCUGGACCUUCCGGUCGGUUCUCCUGGUUCUGAGCGCGGGGCUGGGCGCAGUGAACGGACAGUACGGGGGCGGGGAGCGGGGCAUGUCGGUGCCGGAGCACGGCUUCUGCCAGCCCAUCUCCAUCCCGCUGUGCACGGACAUCGCCUACAACGAGACCAUCAUGCCGAACCUGCUGGGCCACACGAACCAGGAGGACGCGGGGCUGGAGGUCCACCAGUUCUACCCGCUGGUCAAGGUGCAGUGCUCCCAGGACCUGAAGUUUUUCCUUUGCUCCAUGUACGCGCCCGUGUGCACGGUGCUGGAGCAGGCGCUGCCCCCGUGCCGCUCUCUGUGCGAGCGCGCGCGGCAGGGCUGCGAGGCGCUCAUGAACAAGUUCGGCUUCCAGUGGCCCGACAGCCUCGCGUGCGAGACCUUCCCCGUGCACGGCGCGGGGGAGCUGUGCGUGGGCCAGAACAUGUCUGACCGCGCGGAGCCGGACGGGCCCGGGCCCUACCCCACGGAGCGCGUGCCGCCCGGGCCCCCCAGCGGCCACUUCCGUUGCCCGGCGGCGCUCCGGAUGCCGCCCUACCUGAACUACCACUUCCUGGGGCAGGAGAACUGCGGCGCGCCCUGCGAGCCCAGGAGGGCGCACGGGAUGAUGUACUUCAGUCAGGAGGAGCUGAAGUUCUCCCGGAUCUGGAUCGGGAUCUGGUCCGUGCUGUGCUGCGCGUCCACCCUCUUCACCGUCCUCACCUACCUGGUGGACAUGAAGCGCUUCAGCUACCCGGAGCGGCCCAUCGUCUUCCUGUCCGGCUGCUACACCAUGGUCUCCAUCGCCUACAUCGCCGGCUUCCUGCUGGAGGAGCGGGUGGUGUGCAACGACCGCUUCGACAACGACAUGAAGACGGUGGUGCAGGGGACCAAGAAGGAGGGCUGCACCAUCCUCUUCAUGAUGCUGUACUUCUUCAGCAUGGCCAGCUCCAUCUGGUGGGUCAUCCUGGCACUCACCUGGUUCCUGGCGGCGGGGAUGAAGUGGGGUCACGAGGCCAUCGAGGCCAACUCUCAGUACUUCCACUUGGCCGCCUGGGCCGUCCCAGCCAUCAAGACCAUCACCAUCCUGGCCGUGGGGCAGGUGGACGGAGACGUGCUGAGCGGCGUUUGCUUCGUGGGCAUCAACAGCGUGGACGCCCUGCGUGGCUUCGUCCUGGCGCCUCUCUUUGUCUACCUGUUCAUCGGCACUUCCUUCCUCUUGGCGGGAUUUGUGUCCCUGUUCCGGAUCCGGACCAUCAUGAAGCACGAUGGCACCAAGACGGAGAAACUGGAGAAGUUGAUGGUGCGCAUCGGAAUCUUCAGCGUGCUCUACACCGUGCCGGCCACCAUCGUCAUCGCCUGCUACUUUUACGAGCAGGCCUUCAGGGAGCAGUGGGAGAGGACGUGGAUCGGCCAGACGUGCAAAACGUACGCCGUGCCGUGUCCGGUCCAGAACCACCCCAACAUGAGCCCAGACUUCACCGUCUUCAUGAUCAAGUACCUCAUGACGCUCAUUGUGGGCAUCACGUCCGGGUUCUGGAUCUGGUCGGGGAAGACUCUGAACUCCUGGAGGAGGUUUUACACACGGCUGGCCAGCAGCAAACAGGGAGAGACCACGGUGUGACGCCGCCGGCGUGCUGGACUGUACAUACUCAUCUGUGAGAUCUAUAGACCUGGUGUAAAGCUGAACGUGCUCUUCUUCAAACGCCAUGGAAUUAACGGAAUGUGGAAUGAGCGCUCCCUGAUCCAUGCUCUGAUGUGGCCUCCUGGAGGAGUCCCUCAUACCCAAGUGCUUCCUGGUGGAUCUGCCUCCUUUGGACUCCUGAAUGUGGGGCACUGAGGAGCGCAGCGCCUGUUCUGCAGAGGAGGUCUUCAGCUGCAGAGGAGGUCUUCAGCUGGCUCUAGAAAAUGUGAAUGUUCUCCAUCAGGAGCAUGCAGGAUGCCGGCAUGUUCGGUGCAGAUUGAAAGCAGCGUUGAUGAAUUUUAAAGGAGUUCUCCUCUGAAGGAGCAGGAGGAGCUCCCACAUUGGAAGUGAACGCCUUUGGUGCUGCAGCAGAGCUGACAGUUCUCUGGAACUCUGUUUUUGACUCCUUACACAAAGUUAAGAGACAGGGAGAUGAAUCUGCAGCCGCGAUGGAAGUGACAGUCUGGUGUUUGUGGUCUUCUGGAGACCUUCCAGAAUUGGGGGUUCUCCUGCUUCAGACAGGGGGGUGGAGGUUUGGAGAGAACUGGAGCUGCUCUGGUCAGUGUGGAGGUGGCGGUUUCAGGUUCCGAGCCGUCCAUGUGUCUGCUCUUCUAGCAGGAUUCUAUGGAGCUAUUUCGGGGCCAUAAAUAUUUGAAACCCAAAUAGAAUAUUUUGAAAAAAAUAUUUGUGUUUGGCCAAAAAAAAGUAAAAUGUCCAAAACUUUUUGCCAUUCUAAAAUAAACGUAAUUAUUUUCAGCU
This is a messenger RNA of Oryzias melastigma (Indian medaka), 2742 nucleotides long. RefSeq names its product frizzled class receptor 1 (gene fzd1). The coding region runs from base 262 to 1923 and encodes 553 amino acids. The transcript has a single exon. Gene Ontology annotation, biological process: canonical Wnt signaling pathway; non-canonical Wnt signaling pathway. NCBI's taxonomy places the organism in Eukaryota, Metazoa, Chordata, Actinopteri, Beloniformes, Adrianichthyidae. Gene Ontology annotation, molecular function: Wnt receptor activity; Wnt-protein binding. The record is from RefSeq and is a predicted model, not a curated record. Gene Ontology annotation, cellular component: plasma membrane.